AUGCUUUCAACCGCUCAUAUCAUCCUGUCACUUUUUUCGACCGUCCCCCUUAUUUAUACCAUUGGUAGGGAUAGAUUUUUGUUCGUCUAUAUUAUCGGUUUCCGUUCAGACCUGUCCGAACAGAAAACCCGUCUAAAGAGCUCUCUUGAAUCCGGAAAAAUCCCUCAGAAUCUGAUUCCCUAUUUGAAUUUGACGGCGGUCGAGGAGCAAAAGUCGAAAAGCAACGGAAGUUUGGAUUUUAUCAUUCGUGACGAUGACGUGGCAGAAGAUGACGUGGCAAGCGGUCCGCCCGUGUUGGACAUCAACGAAAUGUACUACGACGGCAAUAAGACGGUGGUGAAGAUCUCCGAGGAGGCCACGUAUCAGCUCAUUCAGAAAUGGGUCGAUCAGGCCGCUUCCGGCUUCAUGUCGGCUAUGAUGAGUUCCAAGUACGUUUUCUUUUGUGUGAAAUAUUGUAGGGCUAGGGAUGGGCUCGAACCAUGGUGUCUAGAUUGAUAGCCUAGUGUGCUAGCCACCUUACAAUCCGGUCAUAUGCGAAUAAAAUUGACAAAAAUGGAUUGGCACUCUUGGAUCCACGAACUUGUUGAGCUUUUUGGACUGAGAGGCAAGCAUCGUUCUCUAAAAGUGCCAAGUUCAAGGAUCGAAGAGUGCCAAUCAAUUUUUGUCAAUUUUAUUCGUGUUAUGACCCGAGGUCAAGUGACUGACACACUUGGCUACCAAUCUAGACACCAGGGUUCGAACCCCACGUGGGACAAAACCUUUUUGCAACCCUUUUCAUGACAUUUUUCCAGAAUUCACGAUAAACGUCUGACAAAUCACGAUCGAAAGCGGCACAAUAAUUGCACAAAAGCGGCGACUUCGAUCGAAGAGCACGCCAAGUGUGUCGUGCACAUUUUGAAUCGAUUAGACGAUCAACGACGCAAAUCGAGGCGAUUCAGAAAGUUGAAGUUUCGGAGGACACGAUUUCGGAGGGAUGUACUCGCCGAGCCCGAGUUUGUGGUGCAUCACAAGGCGAAAUACGAGCUGAAGGAGAAGGCCGAUGUGAUUUCGCCGUUUUCGAUGAUUGCGAAACAGCUGACGAAUAUGGUGAGGGAGCGGAAGAAAAAAGAGAAGGAACCCAAGAAAAAGUGAGUUUUUAUCCACCUAUUGUCCAAUUAAGUUGCAAAAAAAAAACCAACGCGAAUGAUAUUGUCGUUUUCCUCAAACAGAUGGCAAAACGUGAUUUCGGAGAUCAAGGACGAAGUGGAGAGAAUAAAGCGAAAAAAGAAGAGUCGAGACGAUUUGCGGCAAAAGUUUUCGAAAUAUUCAAGAGUCAUGAAGUCGUUGGGAAUCGAUCCGAAGGAGGCGUUCAAGAAAAUGGUACAGUAAUUUGAUAGGCCAAACUACAGUACCCCCAGGCAACAAUUUGCAGGGAUUAGAGUCAUUUGGAGACGAAGUUUCAGCCGCUAAUGAAACCGGAAAAAUGACGGAAAAUGAGAGAAUGUUGAAGAAACCGUUGAUGAUGAUUCGAGACGGUGGGCUGCUACAGUAACCCACCUCCUACAGUAGCCCAAUGAUUUCCAGGCGUCAAGCUCGGAAUGAUGUUGGCCGGCAAAAACGUUUCGAAUUUCGAUGAGCGUAAAAUCGCGCUAAUAUCGCCCCAGUUUAUGAGUGUUUCACCCGACGAACACGCCAACGAUACAGUAAUCCGAACCGGCAACUCUGCUUUUUUUUUUCGGCGCAAGUACAGUAGUCCAGCAAUUUCAGGUCAAUUUACUAUCGCCCUCGGUAUUGGCGCUUCACGACAAAGGAAGUGAACUCGAAAAAAUGCUAUCGUUGUCCAAGGCCGCGAAAUUUUUAUCGGAAAACGGAAACGAUGAAUGGAUGAAUUUUGUGUUGGAAGCUUCUGGAGUUACCGAAGCCGUCGAGAGGCUCAGGGUGAACUUUUUGCGGUUUUACAAUAUCAGUUUUCCACACAUGUCUCUAUCUCAGUUUUGAGCGAAUAUUGUCGAGUUGCGAAACGUUUUUGUGAAAACUUCAUACCUAGUGCUUUGUUUUUGCAGUUGACAUUUUUUUUCUACGACCACUCUCUGGAGUACUGUAGCUCUUGGAAGUUGGCACUGAAAUACAGUAGCUAGGAGUUGAUCGUACCAGAAAAGUCUCAACUACAAAAGUACAUGUCAAUUUUUCACCAUUCAAAGUCGCUUUUUGCAGAAUGACGAGCAGAAACAGGAAAUGGAAGCGUAUCGAAAGCAUUUUUCGAACGAGAAGGGUCAACCAAUGUAUUUCACGAAGGAAAAUGUGACGGAAAUGUACGGCGAUUAUGAGGCGUCGAAAAUCGAUUCGAUGGAACGAUUGCACAAAUCAAUGUCGGCGCAGCAGGUUGAGUUGAAAGCCGGACUUUGACCCCCUCACAAUGAUCUGGUCGGGCCCGAACUUUGCAGGCUUUUAGGGCUUGGGUUGAAGUAUUUUGGGUCCGAGUUUCAGACUGAUCCGAUUAUCUGGGGAACUCGGGACUUCAGAUGAUCGGAUCGGUCUGAAACCUGUCCAAGAAGUGUGCAAAGUUUGUCCCUAACAGUCCCAAAAUGCCUCCCUUCUCUUUCAGAUGCUCGAAAUGAACACAACUGGCUACGCGAUCAUGAGCAACGAACAAAUGAGCCAAUUGUACGGUCCGGGCUCGCCGUACAACGAUUCGCAUGCGUACGAGAAUUAUCGAAAGUUGAGACGCGACGAGAUUCCGUACAUUUUGGAGCACAACAUUCAUCGACUGGCCCAAGAGACGAACGCGUUCAAAAUUGCCAGGAGGGUCAGUCAUUUCGAAUCGCCGUUUCCUUUCGGCAAGAUUUCUAAGAAAUUGCACAUAUUUUGACGUGUUUUGCACAGUACAAAUGCAAUUCGUGCACAACUUUCUAUCAAAAGUUGCUCAAAGUUUGCGCAUUUGCAGAAGGACAUCAUCUUGUCGCCAGUGCUGUUCACGUGGAUCACACUGCUUCCGUCGACCGCCUCUCAACCGAUUGUCCUUUCUCCGUUGGUCUUCAGUCCCCUGAUCCUAUCUCCGUCGGCUCUCGGCCCACUUAUCCUUUCUCCCUGGAUAUUCACUCCUCUGAUAUUGUCGCCCCGUGUUCUUGCCCCGAUCAUUCUGUCUCCCACCAUCUUCUCGCCUCUUAUCCUGUCUCCGCUCGCCCUGUCGCCACUGAUAUUGUCUCCCGCCGUCGCUGUCCCGCUCAUUCUGUCUCCGUUCGUUCUAACUCCGUUCAUAUUGACUCCACUCGUAAUGGUGCCCGUGAUUUUGAAUCCGUUUUGUUUGUCGCCGUUCAUCGGCACUCCCAACACUCUGUCCCCGCUGAUAUUGUCGCCUUUCGUGUUGUCCCCGCUGAUACUGUCGCCUCCUUAUGUGAACGCGUUCGUCCUUUCUCCCUACUUCCUCUCGCCAAUCUUGCUUUCCGACGGAUUUCUCUUCACCGCCGUUCUUUCGCCUGCCAUUUUAAGUUAG
This is a messenger RNA of Caenorhabditis sp. 36 PRJEB53466, 3472 nucleotides long. Lineage: Eukaryota; Metazoa; Nematoda; Chromadorea; Rhabditida; Rhabditidae. The record is from the annotation of a GenBank genome assembly.